Messenger RNA from Megalobrama amblycephala (Wuchang bream), 5378 nucleotides. RefSeq names its product tenascin XBa (gene tnxba). The transcript has 14 exons. Gene Ontology annotation, molecular function: protein binding. Bases 114 to 4970 code for a protein of 1618 amino acids. The record is from RefSeq and is a predicted model, not a curated record. NCBI's taxonomy places the organism in Eukaryota, Metazoa, Chordata, Actinopteri, Cypriniformes, Xenocyprididae.
UACUUGUUAGAUAGUUGAGGAAAAUAAAUAUAAAAACUUUGCUAUUUUGAUUUAGGCGUUAUAUUAUCAGUCAUAACUUGUAUGAAAGACUGGGCACCAUAUUUCAGCAUAAAAUGUUAAUCUCAAUAGUUUUUCUCCUCAUCCUUAGUCCCUUGUCUUCUCUUCAAGGCACGCUUAGUGAGAAAAAAAAUGACACUACUAAAUCAAUGGACCACACUAUUAGUCAUAGUGUUCCCAAACUAGUAACUACAACCACCAAAGUGAAAAACCAGGCUCAUGCUGCUUCUUCAAAAAGUAGUAGCGCCAAUCAGACUCUUCCAUCCACCCCAAAGCCUGUUGUGGAUGGUAACCAGAAACCUGUGCCUUCUCUUCAAGACACACUUAGCGAGAAGAAAAAUUCUACUACUAAAUCAAGAGUGAACAUUAUUAAUCUUAAUGUUCAGAAACCAGUAACCACAAACACCAAAAUGAAAAACCAAACUCAGUCUACUUCCUCAAAAACUAGCAGCAUCAGUCAGACUCUCACAUCCACCUCAAAGCCUGCUGUAGAUAGUGUCCAGAAACCUGGGCCUGCUCUUCAAGGUAAACUUAAUGAGAAGAAAUCUACAACUGCCAAGUCAACAUCCCACACCAGUAGUCUUAAUGUUCCAAAGCUAGAGACUAUGGCGUUGAAGACCAAAAUGAAAAAUCGAACUCACCCUACUUCCUCAUUUACAAGCAGCGUCAAUCAGAAUCCUCCAUCCACUGGUAAGAUUGUUGUGGAUGAAAGCUCACUUGGCGAGAAGAAAAAUUUCACUUUGAAGUCAACAGACCAAACUAUUAAUGUCAAUGUGUCAAAGACAGUGACUACAGUAUUAAACACCAAAACGAAAAACCAGACUCAAUCUACUUCCUCAAAAAUUAGCAACGUCAAUCAGCCUCAAGACAUUGUACAGAAACAUGUACCUUCUCUUCAGGAUCCACUUAGUGUGAAGAAAAAUUCUACAGUGAAGUCAACGUCCCAAACUAUUAAAGUUGUGACAUUAUCAAACACCAAAAUGUCCUCAACAUCUAGUAAAGGGAAUCAAACUCUCCCAUCCUUAAAAAAGCCUGAUGUGGACAACAUCCAGAAACCUGUGCAAAGUGUACAGUCAACAGUCAACACUAUAAAACUUAAUGUUCGGAAACCAGUAUCUACAUUAUUAAAGACCAAAAUGAAAGACCAAACUCCAUCUACUUCCUCAACUUCUAGUAGAGUGAAUCAGACCCUCUCAUCCCCUUCAAAGCAUAAUGUGGAAACGGUCCAGAAGCCUGUGCAAAGUGUACAAAACACAAUUAGUGAGAAGAAGAAUGUUACUACUAAGUCAACCAUCAACACUAUUGAUCUUAAUUCUCAGAAGCCAAUAACUACAUUACUAAAGACCAAAAUGAAAAAUCUUCCAUCCUCUUCGAGGCCUGCUGUAGAUGUUGUCCAGAAACCUGUAUCUUCUCUUCCAGCUACAUUUGGCAAGAAAAAAAAUACUACUAGCAAGUCAGUAAGCCACACUAUUAAUGUUAAUGCUUCAAAGCCAGUAUUCACCAAAAUGAGAAACCAAACUCAUUCUGCUUCCUCAAAACCUAGUAGCAAUGAGACCCUCAUAUCCACACCAAAGUCUGCUGUAGAUGUCCAUAAACCUGGGCCUGCUCUUCAAAGCACACUUAACAAGAAGAAAAAUUCCACUUCUAAAUCCCAAACUAUUAGUCAUAAUGUUCCCAAGCUAACAACAUUAUUACACAAUCAGACUCAUCCUACUUCCUCAAAAAUCCACAGUGUCAAUCAGACUCUCCAAUCCUCUACAAAGCUUGUUGUGGAUGAGAGCACAGAUAGCAAGAAGAAACAUUCUGUCAAGUUAAUAUCCCAAACUAUUAAUGUUAAUUCAUCAAGGCCAAUAACUACAUCAUUAAACACUAAAACAAAAAACCAAACUCAAUCUACUUCUUCAAAAAUUAACAACGUCAAUCAGACCACUGCCAUACCUGUAGUGGAUGGUGUCCAGAAUCCAACUAAAGACAAACCUGCAGAGAGUUCACCAGUUAAAGUAGUCAUCACUGAGGCUUGCGUUCAACAGGAGUCUCAGACAGAUACAGGUAACAUAACCAAAGUACGAGAAACAGAGCUAAGUUUGAAUCCGGGAUCUCCUCUGGUUAUGACUCAUCGCAUCAACCUGCUACAUGGGGCUUGCACAGGAGGUUGUGAGACGCAGAUGGCCGCACUAAGGGACAGAGUUGAGUUUCUUGAGAAGGAGAUGUCAGUGAUUAAAAAAAUGUGUGUUCAGUGCUCUGGAGAGCAGUGCCCUAAAAACUGUAAUGGCCAGGGCAAGUGUGAAGGAGGAAAGUGUGUUUGUUUCCAGGGCUUUAGUGGCCCAGACUGCAGUGGAAAAACAUGCCCCUCUAACUGCAACAAAAAAGGGAAGUGUAUGAAGGGAAAGUGUGUGUGUCAGACUGGUUACACAGGCCUAGACUGCAGUAAAGCUGACAAAAAGACCACAGUAACUGUUGAAACUGUGACUAUGAAGAUGUCCACUGCCAAGCCAGACAGAAAAUCUGUAAAGACAAAACCAGACAAGACUAUAUUUGUGAAAAAGAUAGAUACAAAGGACCCAAAGAAAGACACCACAACCAAGCCAACAGUGUCCACAGGUAAAGUCCAGUCCAGUACCACAAAAAAAGACAAGACUAUUGGUCAAGUUCUGCAAAAGCAUGAAGGUAGAAGACAUCAUGAGGGCAAAACAUCAGACAAAGACAAACAAUCCCAAACUGACAGGAGAAAUAAACUUAAAGAUGAGCCAGUCUUUCAGAAUGUGACUCAAAGAUCUGUAAAUGAAACCUCCAAAGAGAACUUGAUUAAAGUCACCAAAGGAUCAUCUAACAUGACUACAUCCAGGACAAAGGUUACUACCAGAACUGCAGGUGAUCAAGGGCUGGAAAGUAAGACUAAAGUUACAUUUAUUGAAAAAGACAAGAAGCUUUCCCAUGGCAAUGUAACAACUCUCCAAGCAGAGGGGAAUUCUGUAAAUGGGACAAGUAUUGAAUCCAAAACUCAUAUCAAUCAUUUCAACACUAGCAGCAGAUUAUCAGUUAUUGGAUCAGUGGAGGUUCAUAAUAUCACUUCUACUGGGUUCAUUUUGUCUUGGGAAGCUCCUCGAGACAUGUUCAAGUACUUCACUGUAACAAGAAGGGAAAUCAGAGCAGGAAAUGAAGAUUCAGAGAAAAUUCAGGAAGGAACAGCAGCUGAAAAUGUAACAGAUGUCCAAAGGCCCGGUUCAAACAGAACUUCAACUAAAGUCAACAGUAACAAACUUGAAGCAAGGACUGUGAAAAAGUUCUCACAAGUUCUCGCUGGUACAGCACGGUCGUAUCAUUUUAAAGGCCUUCAACCUCAAAUGCGUUACUCGGUUUCCUUGUUUGGCUCUGGUCUUGGUCUACGAUCCAAAAUUCACCGCCUUACAUUAUCCACAGGCCCUGAGCCGCCCACUGAUCUGAUGUUCAGCAAUAUAACAGAGACUUCUGUUUCUGUAUCCUGGGGAAAGCCUAAAAGCAUUGUAGCAGAAUUUAAAGUCACAUACACCAACAUUGUGACUGGCGAGAGUGGCUCCAUGUCUGUUGACUCCCAACUGUCCCAUGUUCUCCUGUCUAAGCUCUCUGCUGGCUCCACUUAUGAUAUUACUGUGAGCUCAGUCCUGGAGACACUCGAGAGCGAGCCAAUCACAGCCUCAGUCACUACAGUGCCAGAUUCUCCUACUGAACUGAAGGUGGUGAACAUCACAGACACUAAAGCUCUGCUAGUAUGGAAACCGUCCCAAGCUAAAGUGGACAGCUAUAUCCUCAGUUAUGGGACUACAAAAUCUCCUAAUGUGUCGAUUACAGUAACAUUAUCUGGCAGUACUGUGGAGCAUCAGCUCAGAGGACUACAUAGAUCUUCUUUAUACACAGUGAAAAUCACAAGUCAAGUCAACCGGCUCCAGAGUAGCCCAGUCUCCACAACCUUCACAACAGGAAGUGGAUUGAAGCUUCAGGUAGUGACUCCUGAUGAGGUGACCUUUCACUCAGCUGUGAUUUCAUGGAGGGCUCCCCGUGUGGCUUUCAAAAGUUAUAGGCUCACAUACCAGCAGAACGAGGAAGUCAAAGAGCUGAUUUUAAAUCCAUCUGUGACGCACUAUGAGUUGACUGGACUGGCAGCCUUCUCAAACUAUACUGUGAAAAUAGAGGGAGAAAGAGAUGGACAGUACAUCAGUUUUGUCUCUGCUGAGUUUAGCACUGCCAUGCUCCCGUACCCAUACCCCACAGAAUGCUCAGAGGUACAGAUCAAUGGGAUGAAGGAGUCAGGAGAGGCUGAGAUCUACCCUGAAGGGAAGGAUGGAGAGCCAGUAUGGGUCUACUGUGACAUGGAGACUGAUGGAGGAGGCUGGACAGUAUUCCAGAGGAGAAUGGAUGGAUCUACUGAUUUCUUCAGGAGCUGGAGAGAUUACAGCAAAGGCUUUGGUCUCCUGAGUGGGGAAUUCUGGUUGGGAAAUGACAUCCUUUACACUCUCACCAGCCUUACACCAAUGACCCUGCGAAUUGACCUGCGUUCAGGAAAUGACACGGCCUUUGCUCAUUAUGCCAACUUCAGUGUUAGCUCAGAGGCUAAUCACUAUGCACUCGAGCUGUCUGGAUACUCUGGCACUGCUGGUGAUUCCAUGAAAUAUCACAACGGCCGUCCAUUCUCCACGAAAGACAAAGACCCAAACACCCUUAGUAUCCAUUGCGCUAAGGCCUACAUGGGAGGCUGGUGGUAUAAAAACUGCUACAAGGCAAACCUUAACGGACUCUAUGCCUCCUACUCAGACAACAAGGGUGUGGUGUGGAUAGACUGGAAGGGCAAAGAUGCAUCCCUCCCAUUUACUGAGAUGAAGCUUCGACCCUCCUAUUUCAGUCAAACGAUCCCAACAACUCCAACAACCCAAGGUUAAAACUGCAGAGUGAAGAGUGCACAUAGCGCAAAUACACUGUACAAACUUCUAAACACAGCUACUUCAAUAUUGUAUAUAGGUUAACAACAUACAAAACAAAAACUGUUGUUUUUUAGAAAUCUGAUGGUAGCUUUGCAAAGAAAAUAUCACAACCUCCAGCCAAUCACAACUUUUUUAAGUUCAUAUUAAGUUUUUCGUAAUGUUAUGUAGACUUAUGCAUGUGUUGAUGUACUUGUGUUAAUGGAUAUUAACAUUUCCGCUACUGGAAUAACUGCACUGUCUUGCUCUAUUGGUACUUUUUUUCCCCACAUGACUGGUUUAGAAUUUCUUUCUAUGAAUUUGUUUUACUUUUGAUGUUUAACAUAUGUAGACAAAAAUCAAUAAAACAAAGUGCUAACCAGUCCUGGA